GGAGGGAAGAAAGCUACCAUGGGAUGAAGAGAAUAAAGAGAGGCAGAGAGAGUGUUAUGGGGCACCAAGGGAAAAGAGGGGUAGCUGGGAGAUGGGUGAGGUGCAGAGAGAAAAGUAGCGGAGAGAUGGGGUGCAAAGUGAAAAAGAGGAAGGUGAGAUGGGUGCACUGCAGAGAGAAAUGGGUGGAAGAUGGAGAUGUACUGAGAAAAGUGGGGAGACAGGAUGCAGAGUGAAAAGGGAGGUAGGAAAGAGAUAGAAUGCAGAGAGGAAUGGGGGUAGGAGAAAAAUGGGAGUGCAAGCAGACUGAGCCAGAGGCGGCGCACGGGGGAGCAGAGUGGGGAGGGGGAAGGAGUUGCUGAGAGCUGGGGAGCAGGCAGAGAGCACCCGACAGCCUCGACGAGAGAAGAGGAGCAUGAACCCGAUGCCCUCCCUUCCCUGUCUUCUAAACAGACGGUUUUUCCAUCAAAGGACGCAGAGGCCGCGCCAUCCAUUGGUCUAGGUUUUCCCGCCCUUUCCUCAACGACCUUCAGAGAAGAAAGAAGCAACUAAGUUUCUUGGAAGAUAAUAAUGCUUUUGUGGUGGAACUUUUCUGCAUGUAAUUAUGGAAGAUUUUUAUCACAAGACUCUUGAAAAUGCAGCAGUUGCUGAAUUAACUGCAGACUUAUCAACAGAAACAGUGCCAUGGGACAGCAUUGGCGUCAGCAGCCAGAACAUCAUCCUGAGUGCAGGCCAGUGGUCUGAGGAACAUGUUCUAAAGUACACAUUCAAGGCCUGUGAUCCAGAACAAACAGGAGAGGUAUCUGUUUUCCGAAUAAUUGAGUACUUACAGGAGAUGACAGGGCAAAACUGUGAAGACUGGAGGUUUCAGUCUCUCUAUAAGAGACUAGAUCCAGAAGAGAGAGGGAUUGCUGUUGAUUUUUCAACCUUCCAUGCAGUCAUGAAGGAAUGGAUCACAGACUGUCGACAGGAUGGAGAAGAGGCCACAGACUUGGUGAACAGCAUUGAAGACCUGCAGCAUGGCAACAAGCAGCUGGCCGUGCAGAACAUCAAGUUGCAAAGGACUAUUGAGGCUGCAGAGGAGCUAAAUUCAAGACUUUCUGAGGAGAUCUCUGAACUGAAAGGGAAACUGAGAGGCACUCAGCAAGCCCUCGAGCAAGCUAGGGUCAUGGCAAAUGAACUGGAGGAUCUGAAGCUUUUUUCAAAAUGUCUGGAAGAGGAGAAUAGUAAAUUUCACACACAAGCCAGACAGCUGGAAAAAGAGCAGCAGUUCCUCUCUGUUCAAGUGGAUAACCUGCAGGAGGAGAACAAGAAGUUGCUUCUGGAAAAAGAAGGCUCUAGAUGUAAAAUCAAAGAGCUACUUUCUGAGAAGGCCAAAAUGAAGUUCCAACUUUGUGAUUACGAAAAUCUUAUCUCCUGCAAAGACACCACACUUAAUGAGAAAAUGAAACGAGUUGAAGAGUUGACAGUGACCCUGGAUGAGUACCAAAUGGUAGUACAGGAGCUGAAACUGGAAAUCAAAAGGCUUCAAGACCAGCUGUGCCAGUCUUAUAAAGACCUAGAAAUCUGUCUUUUAAAAUGUAGGCUGCCGAGAGAUUCCCUUGAAACUGUGACUGCCUACUUACAGGCCUCUGCACAGCCACUCUGCAUGGAGAUUGAAGAAACACAGAAAGAAUUCAGUGAAGAAGCUGGUCUGCCUAGCCCUUUGUGUGGGAUGUUUCCAUCUUUGCUGACAUCUCCAGGGGAGUUCAGAACUUUGGAAAAGGAAUGGGCUGCCUGUGCCAACUCUCCAGAUAUCACAGCAUUCAUCUCAACAAAAUCCAAUCCUGAAACAGCCCCACAGGAACAGGCUUUAGUCCCAGUGCAUGGAGAGCUAAUUCCAACUGGCGGGAAGGAGUCUCAUCACAACUGGUUUGAAAUCCUAAUUCAGAGGUUCCUUGCUUUCCCCUUUGGCUGCCUGUUGCUGCACAUCCUGCAGAAGCUGCUUCCAGGGCUCCUGGUAAUAUGUGCUUUACUGCUGGCACUAUUCUACGUCAGUCUACCCUACAACCAGCAUCCUAUCUGGAUUGAACCCAAAGGAAUCUCGUGGCCUCAUUUGCAGUUACGGUACCUAGAGCCACCGCCUAUUUAAGCUCACACCCUUUCCCAGUUUGUGUAGAAGAAAGCAAGUCAUCUGGGAGGACCAAACACAAAAUAAAAUGAAUUGCAAGGCUCAGGUGGAGACAAGAUUCACAGAGCUUUCAGGUAUCUUGCUGCUUCUGCCUAAAAUUCCUUGUAAUGGUAGGGGAUUUCCUAAUAUUCUGGAGUGUAAGUGCCUUAUGAAAAAUAGAUAUUUGGGAGUACUGCUACUAUAGCAUCUUUAAGAAAACCACCUCUGCCUGAUAAAAAGGAAAGCAAGAACAGGCCACCCUCCUUUCACAUAAUCCAAAAAAACCCCACAGAGUAGCUGUGUUUCUACAGAGAUGGAGGAUGGUCUCCAGAACAGUCACACUAAAAUUAAGCACUGCAACUGAAUACAAUCCAUUUUUAGAAUGAUACAAGAGACAUGGCUGACCAUAGUUGGUGACAAUGCAGACACAGAAUCUUGUAGAAUGUACCCUAUGGAACAUUUGACUUAAUCUGCGGUGAGGUGGUGGUGGAAGUUGUGAUUCUAGCUACUAUGCAGGCACAUAAUUUUGAAUCUGGGGUGAGGAACAAGAUUCUAGCUCUUCUAGUUACAAGGAUAGGAUUCAUAGGAGUAUUUGUAAAAGGUUCAUGGUUGUAUUCCUUGUGUUCACUGUUCACCUGUCCCUCUCUCCUUUGACCUCCAGUCAUACAUACUCCACUAUCACUCUACUAUCCUUCCCUAGAGUGGUUCUUCUGAGUAUUAAGAUUUGUUUUAUGCCAGUCUACAAGUUAUACAGCAUACACAUAGUUUUCCAGCCUGCAUUUACCAGAUAUGAGAAAUCUGUGUGAGGGAGGGAAUACUCAACUCUCCCCUAGCCUGCUGCAUGGCCCCUUGCGCUGGUUGCUUUCCCCGCAGCUAAGCUCUGGGCACUCCUUUAAGGGAGAAUAUAUUUAGAACAGUAAGCUAUAAUAUAUAAUGUAUGCAUAAAUAUAUAUUAAUACUGUACACCCAAA
Molecule: messenger RNA, 3117 nt
Organism: Hemicordylus capensis (graceful crag lizard)
Lineage: Eukaryota; Metazoa; Chordata; Lepidosauria; Squamata; Cordylidae
Gene: KASH5
Product: KASH domain containing 5
Exons: 16
Coding region: 602-2128 (508 amino acids)
Biological process (GO): homologous chromosome pairing at meiosis; spindle localization; chromosome localization to nuclear envelope involved in homologous chromosome segregation
Cellular component (GO): chromosome, telomeric region; lateral element; meiotic spindle pole
Molecular function (GO): dynein complex binding
Source: RefSeq, a predicted model, not a curated record